This is a messenger RNA of Lagopus muta (rock ptarmigan), 2260 nucleotides long. Its product is annotated as butyrophilin subfamily 1 member A1-like. The transcript has 3 exons. The record is from RefSeq and is a predicted model, not a curated record. NCBI's taxonomy places the organism in Eukaryota, Metazoa, Chordata, Aves, Galliformes, Phasianidae. Gene Ontology annotation, molecular function: protein binding. Bases 1131 to 1859 code for a protein of 242 amino acids.
UGAAAAAUGAGAUCGAGAAGAGGCAGAAAAACGCCGCCAAGCUCUCGGAGGAGAUUUCCCAGCAGGAAACGAAACCACAGGGAGAGAAGAGCCAGCAUUCGGAUGUGAAAAGCCCCACCACCAGGUACGUGGCCCUGCUGAAAAGCUGCUCUGUGAGCUUUGCAUCGAGCGGUGGUGACCGUAGGGAAGGAAGCUCAUCAGCGAACGCUCCUCUGCUCCAGGGGAACUGUGCGGAAAGGUGACCUUCCAGCUGCCAGCGGGGCCAGAAGAGAGGCUGAGCCAUUUCUCAUGGAGGAACGGAGCUCUGAAGGAACACCUCAAGAAGCUUCAAGGUACUCAGCAAGGUUUCAGGUGGGAAAUGGGGAUAUUUUGGUGAAAACCAGCUCGUUUUGGACACAGCAGAGUAAUGCAGAGAGAUGGAGGAGCAGCAGGUUACCCCCAGUCGGGACAAACGAGUGGUUGAGCCCCGGAGGACUGAAUGCCUCGUUUGCCACUCUCUUAAUUACACGUUUUGCUGUGAUUCUUAGAAGUGCUCACAGGUGAAGCUCUCUGGCUUUGCUCCCCUCCAGCUUUGCCUUUCCUAAAAGCGCUUUUUUGCCCAGCAUGGGAACCCAAAGCCGCGUUACCUGUUGGAUGGAGACGCGCCUGGACCCACGGGCUGAACCCAAACGGGCAGAAAUGGAGGCUGAGGGAGCAACGCACAAAAUCAGGGCAACCAAACGAGUUUUCCUCACCCUGCAGGCCGAGCCUGGCUGCAAUUUGGGAUGAUGGCCCCAGGGCAGAUCCCUCGCCUUGAUGAUUUCCCAUCAGCAAAUGGGGCGGGCGGGUUGACCUCAGUCAUUAUCCCUGCCUUCAGAUUUCAGCUCUUUUUUUUGGGGUGGGGGGGUUGGCUGAACAGGUCUGGGUUGGCCUAGGAGAUAAAGCACUGCAGGCUGUGCUGGGUAAUAUCCCACAGAUCCCUUUCCUUCCAUUGUUUCUCCCCCCACCGUUUCUUUUGGAGAUGGAAGUCUGCAGAAACACCUUUCAUUUCUGGUCAUUUUGGGGGCUCAAAACACUCUUUUAUUGUCAUAUGGCACAUAUCUCCACCUUUCGUCUUUUUACUUCUUUCUUUGGGGUUUUUUACCCUCCUGAUGCCAACCCACGGCCCCACAGAACGGUUGAGGCUGGGAGGGACGGUCCCGUCCUACAACCCUCCUCCAGUGGGGCCAGCUGGAGCACAUGCAACCCAUUUAGUGCCAACCCUGUCCAAAGAUCCAAACCUUGCUUUAGAUCCAAACCUCUCCCCAUCCUUGUGGCACGGAGGCCCCCAAAACCUCCCCCUCCUCUUACACCCCGCAGCCAGCAUCACCCUGGACCCCGACACCGCUCACCCUGACCUCGUCCUCUCCGAAGACAGAAAGAGUGUGAAACGUGGGGCAGGACAGCAGGACCUCCCCGAUAACCCCGAAAGAUUCGCCUACUGGCCCUUUGUUUUGGGCCACCCAAGCUUCUCCUCCGGCCGUCACUGCUGGGAGGUGGAAGUGGGGGACGAAGGGGACUGGGCCAUCGGCGUGGCUCGAGAAUCCAUCCCACGAAAAGGUCAACUGAGCCUCUGUCCCAAAGGGGGGAUUUGGGGGGUGGAGAAAUGGGGGGGACAGAUCCGGGCUCUCACCACCCACAAGGUGACCCUGUUAGCACUGCGCUGGGUGCCCAGGAGGGUCAGCAUCCACUUGGAUUACGCCGGAGGGACGGUGGCGUUUUUUGACGCCGACGAAGGGGGGCUCAUCUUUGUUUUUUCCCACGCGUCUUUUGCUGGGGAGGGCGUCCGUCCAUGGCUGUGGGUGGUGGGGGUCAGGUCCCAGCUCAGGCUGUGCCCCUGAGACACGGACGAGGGUCACCCCACAUCCUACAGCCUCAAGGGACGGCCCCUUCCCCUCCCAUCCCAUGGGGAGAAGAUGAGAUGAGGAGCUGGGUUUUUGUGCGUCCUUCAUCCCUAUGAACCCACCGCCAUGGCAUCGCGCCGGUAUGACACUGACUGACUUGAUAUCACCAAGAAGUGCUGAGCAAGAGAAAAUCGGGGCAACAGAAGGGAAAAAGUGCUGCGCUGGGUGAUUAGAAUGUAGGAAAGAGUGGUCAGAAGGGAAAAUCCCACCCAACAGAGCGGCAGGAAGGCGGAUUUCCCCAGGGUUUGCCUGAUCAGGUACUGCUGUCCCCGACCUGAGGUGGUCAGCUUCAAAUCAAGUGGUCCACCUUCCUGAAGAUUUGGUAUUUGAAGCCUCAG